Messenger RNA from Maylandia zebra (zebra mbuna), 2871 nucleotides. It is a transcript of the gene rap2aa, whose product is annotated as RAP2A, member of RAS oncogene family a. Gene Ontology annotation, cellular component: membrane. NCBI's taxonomy places the organism in Eukaryota, Metazoa, Chordata, Actinopteri, Cichliformes, Cichlidae. Gene Ontology annotation, biological process: signal transduction. Gene Ontology annotation, molecular function: GTP binding; GTPase activity. The record is from RefSeq and is a predicted model, not a curated record.
UCUCACUGGCUGCCUCCGUGAGGCUGCCAUUCAGGCACAUGUGAGGUGUACAGAAAGCGGAAGCGCCCAUUGGGCUGUUCGCGUAUCCAUCUGACGAAGGAGGAUCCACAGGCUUUUCCUUUUUUCUUCUUUUCUUUUUUUUUUGGUGCCUCGGUACGGGAGCCGAGUGGGGACCGGCUGGUAACGCAGCGGCCGCGGGUCUCCACCCGAGAGUAUGGCAGCUGGAAUCGCACUGGAGAGCGGGGGAGAAGCGGAGACAUGUCAGAGAUGGUGAAACAGAAACAAAGAGACGCAAGUUCUUUAACUUAAAGUCAGGGAAUUUUAAUUUGGGAGAGUUUCUCUAAGGCGGUCUACAGCUUAAAAAAUCGUGCCUGCAGUUCAUUCCGAGGCUAAGCCAGCGUUUUCCCAGCGUCCUCGAUGGAGCAAGUUUGUUUUUUUAUGAAGUACAGAGAGGGGUGAGCUAAGCAGAUGAACACCCGCACGUUCAACAUCAUCGGGCGAGCUUCUUUUUCUCCCUUUGCGCAUUUUUCGGACACUUUCAGUCCUCGGAUGCUCGUAUAACUGUCAGUGUCUGGCCUGCAUGGGGGGAAUAUCUACAAUGAAAUCCAUCUUGAGGUGCCGAGUCUUUGUGCUCUGCCAUAGCUGAGCAGCAGCGAACAAGACUGUGUUAUUGACAGCCCGUUCAGAAUGGGACACGAAUGGUGAGCGUGAUUCGCACUGGAGCAUUUUGCGUUGAUUUCAAUGACGCGCGGAGAUUGAUACCUUACGACUUGAUUUAAAUCCCACGAUGCGCGAGUAUAAAGUGGUGGUCCUGGGCAGCGGUGGGGUCGGGAAAUCCGCCCUCACUGUGCAGUUUGUGACCGGGACGUUCAUUGAAAAGUACGACCCCACCAUAGAGGAUUUUUACCGCAAGGAGAUCGAGGUGGACUCCUCGCCCUCGGUGCUGGAGAUCCUUGACACCGCUGGGACCGAACAGUUCGCCUCAAUGCGCGACCUGUACAUCAAAAACGGUCAAGGAUUCAUAUUGGUCUACAGCCUUGUCAACCAGCAAAGCUUCCAGGACAUAAAGCCGAUGAGGGAUCAGAUCAUAAGAGUGAAAAGGUACGAAAAGGUUCCCGUUAUCUUGGUGGGGAACAAGGUGGACUUGGAAAGCGAGAGGGAGGUAUCAUCCAGCGAAGGUCAGGCUCUAGCCGAGGAGUGGGGCUGCCCGUUCAUGGAGACCUCGGCUAAGAGCAAAACUAUGGUAGACGAACUGUUCGCCGAGAUCGUUCGGCAGAUGGACUACGCCGCUCAGCCAGACAAGGACGACCCCUGCUGCUCCUCUUGCAAUAUACAAUAGCCCUGGGGAGGGGGGGGGGGGUACCAGGAACAGACCAGGCAAAAAGUCCACUUAGAGGGAACUUGUUUGACUUGCAGUGGACAGAUACACACUUAGACACACACAUGCACAUGCCGAUUAAACUGAAGAUGAAAAUCACAGUUGAGCGCAAUGGAUACCAAGUGAGUGGAGCAUAACAUUUGCAGUGACACGAUUAAUAAGAAUAAUAACACGUGAGUAAUGCGUACAUUUUGAAUGAAAAUUGCCAGGAAUUUGCCGCAAAGGUAAUUGACAAAUGACAAACAGAACAUGCCCUCGCCUUAUUUUACACUUUUUUGUUUGUUUGUUUGUUGUUUAAGUUAUUCCGUUAUGAGGAAGCAAAUAUUGUCAGCAAAGAAUAACAGAUCGGGAUCUUUAUUCAUUACAGCUUCCUAAACAAUCUGCUAGAAAUAACUGUUGUUAUUGCAGUUUUCAGACACACCACUGAGACGCAUUUCCUGUUACCAUGACUCUGUUGCAAGUAGCUGCUGAACACACAUGACAGAUUUCUGAAGAAGCAUUUGAUUUCCAUUAUGUACAAUGUUGCUCCCAGUUUAAUUCGAGGAGAGGUUGGCGGAGGGGUUUUUUUCUACUCAUCACAGGGCUGAACCAAAGAGGUUCCCUGAAAGCGCCUCAAUGUUCUUAGUUUUAUUUUUUCUGCUGUUCAAAAAAAAGAAAAAAAAGAAUGGAGAGAAAAAGGAUAAGUCGGUGUCUUUCUUUAAAAAAACAAAAACAAAAAAACAACGGUGCAAUCAUCUCUUUCCUAUUUUCUCACUUUGAGAUAUGAUAGUAAGCAUAGCGGAGUCUUUCACAUAUCGUGUGAUGUUUUGUUUUCCUCUCCGGGAGACUCUGACAGCAGAUUGCUGAGUAGUAAUAUAAGUAACUGCUUCAUCCUGACGGGACAAAGAGCGAUUUCAGUGUUUGAAUAUCUCCGCAGACCGUCUCUCCAAACUCUUUUCAGGAAUGGGUGACAUUUAAAGUGAAGAUGCCAACAUUUGUCAUACUUUUUUUUUCUUUUCGUCCUCUGGUAUCAAUAUGAAAUGUGGCGCUCCACAGUUUCGACAUCCUGAUGCCAUCCUUCAUGUGCUCAGAGUAUUCAAAUUCAUAGUAACAAAUAGCACCGACGGAGGCGGUGGUGAUAAUAAGAAUAAUAAAUGGUAGUGUAAAUAUUUUGUAUGGAAAAAGUGCCAGCUCCUAUGAAGACACUGACUCAACACAUGUGGAACUGUCAACUGUAUGCAUGGCUAGUGAACAAAAAAAAGGACUCUUAUUGUCUGAGAUUACUGUAGGCUGUGGAGAAAAAAAACGUGCAAAUCAAACACAUACAUGUCUGGAUCUGGACACUGUCUCAACUGUACAUCUAUGUUGCCACGGGAAGCAGACUUUCCCCGUGUGACCAUUUUCAUUGUUGAUUUUAUAUUUUUUUAUGUGGCCAUUUAUUUACUCUUUAUCCCUCUCUGAAUGGUGACACUGUUACAUUUGACACCUAAACAAUAAAAGUGCGUUCAACACUA